AUGGGCCUAUCGACGACGGAUAACACGAAUGAUGGAAUUUCAUCGGAUCCAGAGAAGCAGGGCAUGAGCGCUCGGCAAAUAUCGUUGGAUCCUUCUCAAUGGCGCAGUCUUAAUGGGAGUAAACAGCGAAAAAAGAUAUUUGUGGUAGCCACGGGCCUUGUCAUGUUAUUCAACAGCGUAUUCGACUCGACAAUUCCCAGCGGCGGAAUUCGCUUCAUCGCGAACGGUCUGCAUGUCCAUAACGAAACGCAAUUGGUACUGCCCACGUCUGUGUAUCUUCUCGGAUACGUGACCGGCCCGCUUGCGUUUGGUCCUUUGAGCGAGAUAUAUGGCCGACGCAUUGUGCUGGUAGGAAGCUAUGUCCUGUUUACCAUCUUCACGUUAGCAUGCGCCGUUUCCCCCAAUUGGCCGGCCUUGAUCAUCUUUCGAACACUCUGUGGAAUAUGUGCAUCCAGCCCCGUUGCAGUGACUGGAGGUCUUUUUGCCGACGUUUAUCGCUCCCCUCUAGCUCGUGGGCGGACGAUGGCGCUGGCAAUGGCAGUGACGACUGCAGGGCCGCAAUUUGCUCCAUUGGUAGCCGGGUUUGUCGGACCGGUUGGAUGGAGGUGGAUCUUCUGGAUAUCACUUAUUGUUGCCGGUAUCACUCUGAUCCCUGUUUUGCUCCUUCCAGAGACUUUUCAACCGGUCCUUGAGCAGAAGGCGGGGGAGCGGGCAAACGACAUGGUCACCAAGGCACUGACUCGACCGCUUUACAUGCUAUUCUGCGAGCCCAUCAUUUCAUUCACCUGUCUCUACCUCUCAUAUGCUAGUGCGAUUUUCUUCAUGUAUUUCGAGGCAUAUCCCUUGAUAUUUCAAGGAGUAUAUGGAAUGAGCAAUGGAAUUGCUGGCCUUGCAUUUAUUCCGAUCGCCGUUGGAGCUUGCGUCGGGAUGGCCCUUUUCUUAUGGUACGACUCUAUUCUUCGCAGCGCAAAAUUGCGCAAGGCUCGCUGGUCCACAAUAGAAGAGUACCAAAGAUUACCUCUGGCAUGUGCUGGGGGACCGCUGUAUGUCUUGGCCUUAUUCUGGCUGGGGUGGACUGCCUCAGCGGAUAUUCACUGGAUUGUGCCCAUGCUCGCGGGCAUACCGUUUGGGAUGGCAUUCUUUCUCAUCUUCGUGGCUCUCAUCAAUUAUUUGGUUGACGCCUAUCACGAAUAUGCUGCCAGCUUCUUGAGCCUACUGAUGACUUUGAUCCCAUUUGUUUUCAUCCGGUACGGGGACCGAAUUCGAGCAAGAAGCAAAUUCCGGCAGGGACUAGGACAAGAAUAA
Messenger RNA from Aspergillus candidus, 1305 nucleotides. Its product is annotated as MFS general substrate transporter. Gene Ontology annotation, molecular function: transmembrane transporter activity. The record is from RefSeq and is a predicted model, not a curated record. Lineage: Eukaryota; Fungi; Ascomycota; Eurotiomycetes; Eurotiales; Aspergillaceae. The transcript is spliced from 5 exons. Gene Ontology annotation, biological process: transmembrane transport. Bases 1 to 1305 code for a protein of 434 amino acids.